This is a messenger RNA of Podospora pseudopauciseta, 531 nucleotides long. RefSeq lists its product as uncharacterized. The record is from RefSeq and is a predicted model, not a curated record. The transcript is spliced from 3 exons. Bases 1 to 531 code for a protein of 176 amino acids. NCBI's taxonomy places the organism in Eukaryota, Fungi, Ascomycota, Sordariomycetes, Sordariales, Podosporaceae.
AUGUUCUCCUUCGCCAUUCACGUCUGCAGCGUCUUGCUCGCACCUUUCGGGUUGGUCUGUGGUCUCCUCAAGAUCCUGGAGGACCCUGAAGCUGCCGGUCCACCCAGCGGCUACAGCAUCGUUCCCAUCGAGUUGGACGUGCCCAUCGACCUCAACACCCCCGGCAGUGCCACUGUUCACCUGAGCGGUACCAUCCAGGACGUCGUGGCCCGGCAUUGCGGCUGGUGCCUUGGAAAUCUACAACCAAUGCCGAUGGCCAGGUAUCGACAUGUGUGGUGGGACCAUCUUUUACAAGGAUGGGCGGGCGGUGCUUUAGUUGUGGAAUUGGUCUACCUAGAGACGACAUUAAUACUGAAUGAGACGGCUACCUUACCUUACACACGACAGAGUACAGAGGAGCUCCUUUUGCAACGUACCUUAUCAAUCCAUGCAUCUCUCACCCAAUCGGUCCGCCCUCCCGCAUCUCCACCUCGGCACUUGGGCAAGCCAGCCCCUCACUCCCGUGCCCCCAUGCUCCCCCGGAUUUUCUAG